Pundamilia nyererei is the source of this 5668-nucleotide messenger RNA. RefSeq names its product nidogen 2a (osteonidogen) (gene nid2a). Lineage: Eukaryota; Metazoa; Chordata; Actinopteri; Cichliformes; Cichlidae. Gene Ontology annotation, biological process: cell-matrix adhesion. Gene Ontology annotation, cellular component: basement membrane. Gene Ontology annotation, molecular function: calcium ion binding. Bases 74 to 4102 code for a protein of 1342 amino acids. The transcript is spliced from 31 exons. The record is from RefSeq and is a predicted model, not a curated record.
CUGAGUCCAGCUGUGCUUCUCUCCUGCUGCUCCCUCUCAUAGCGCAGCGCUGCUCGAUCACUCAGGCUGUGCAAUGGAGAGAUGGGCGAUGCUGGCCGCGUGCGUGUUGCUGUGCUGCAGCUGCACUAUGGUUACUGCCAUCCAGAGGGCUGACAUGUUUCCUUACGGCACUUUAAAUGGAGAUUCGGUGUUGAGAGAGGGCGACGAUGAGACGUCCAAAGUGCUGUCCCUUCCCAGACCCUUGUACUUCUUCAACUCCCCUUUCUCCCAGCUAUAUGUGGCCACCAAUGGCAUCAUAUCAGCCCAGGACUUGCCAAUGGAGAAGCAAUACGUUGAUGACGGAUUCCCCACAGACUUCCCUGUGGUGGCUCCAUUCCUGGCUGACAUUGACACAAGCGGAGGGCGAGGACAGAUUUACUACAGGGUGACUGAAAUACCCAGUGUGCUCAACAGAAUCGCACAGGAAGUACACCGGGGGUUCCCAGAUGCAAAUUUCACACCCACACACGCUGUAGUGGCAACGUGGGAAAAUGUCCCGGCAUACGAAGAACAAACUCGACCCUCUAGCCCUCCAAACAAGGUCAAUACGUUCCAGGCUGUUAUUGGUUAUGAUGAGACAGACUCAUAUGUCCUCUUCCUCUACCCUGAAGGCGGUCUGAACUUCUUUGGCACACUGCCUAAGGAGUCGUAUAAUGUUGAGAUAGAGCUUCCAGCAAGAGUUGGCUUCAGCAGAGGAGAAAUUCCAAAUAUAUUAACUUCCCGAAAUGAAGGCCCUUACUACAGUGUCACCAGUAAUGAGCAGAGUGUUAAAAACCUCUACCAGUUUGGUAACGGUGGAAUUCCAGGCCUUUGGCUUUUCCACACUGGAAACCGUUAUUCCUUUGACAACAUUGUACCUGCAUCCAUUAAAGGUCCUGUUUCUACUCCACCAACUGUAGGAUAUGACUCCCAUAUGGGCACCACCACCCCAGACUAUGAUGAGUUUGAAGAAUAUGUGGAGAAUACGUUUGACCCUAAUACCCAAGAAAGAGAAGAUGAUUAUCCUUUAACAGGGAGGAACCCUGAAUUCCAGCCUGCACCUGCUGAUGGUGACCGAUCAAGUUUCCUUCUACCGCAAAACCAUUAUGGGAGCGACAAUAUACCAUUGACCUUUGAACCUGUGUAUGGUUUCGAGCCACCAGAGAGGCAGUACGCUUCCCCUAAUCCUCCACAGACAGUCGCAGAGGGAGGUGCUCAGCAGCCCCAGGAACAGCAACCACAGCUGCCUCUGAAAGUGGUGAAUGUGCACACCCCACAUAGAAAUGCUCCGCCUCUUUCCCCUGGAGCACAUGUGGUCAGUGUGGAUGAAGAACAGGUUAAUUUUGACACAGGAGUGAUUCAAUAUACUACAGAGAAUAAGGAAACAUGUGCCAGAUUCCUGCAGCAGUGCUCCCAGAAUGCAUUUUGCACUGACUAUGCCACAGGCUUCUGCUGUCACUGCCAACCAGGCUUCUAUGGAAAUGGACGCCAGUGUCUGCCUGAUGGUGCCCCCCAGCGUGUUAGCGGUAAGGUGAGCGGUACUGUGUAUGUGGGAUCGACUCCAGUAUCGCUGAACAACAUUGAUCUCCAUGCCUACAUCGUGGUGGGAGACGGGAGGGCGUAUACUGCCAUCAGCGAGGUACCAGAACCAGUGGGCUGGGCACUGAUGCCAGUUGCACCCAUUGGAGAGCUAUUUGGAUGGCUGUUUGCUUUGGAGCUGCAGAAUAGCCAAGCAGGAUUCAAACUGACAGGUGCUGAGUUCAGUCGUCACGCAGAGGUUGUAUUUUACCCUGGGAACCAGCGCUUGUCAAUUAUUCAGACAGCCCGUGGCCUCGAUGACCACAACCACCUAACCGUGGGUACUGUAAUCAGCGGCAGUGUGCCCUUCCUUCCUCCUGGUGCUGAAGUUACCAUGGAGCCCUUCAAAGAGACUUACCAGUACUACCCCUCAGUUGCAACCUCCACCUCUAUUAGAGAGUAUUCAGUGGUUACAGCAGACCGAGGGUCCGAGUCCUUCUCUUUCCAGCUGAAACAGAAUAUCACCUACCGUGACUGCCCACACAACAACCAAGCUGCCACCCCGGAGACUUUGCAGAUCCUUAUGGAGAGGGUGUUUGUCAUGUUCGUGAAGGAGGAGCGGAUCCUGAGAUACGCCAUCACCAACAAAAUCAGCCCAGUUAGAGCUCCAGGCCCUGAGCUGCACAACCCUUGCUAUGCCGGGACCCACGACUGUGACACCACAGCCCAGUGCAUCCCGUUAGAGGACCUGGCUUUCCAGUGCCAGUGUGCUACUGGUUAUACAGGAGAUGGGCACAACUGUUACGACAUAGAUGAGUGCGCUGAGGGUUUGGGCACAUGUGGGGAUAAUUCUGAGUGUGUGAACCUGCCUGGGAGUCACCGCUGUCACUGCCAGAGGGGCUACGAAUUUGGCUACGAUGGGCGUACCUGUGUUGAUAUAGAUGAGUGCAGCUCUUCUCCAUGUCACAUCAAUGCCAGAUGUAUUAAUGGACUGGGAUCUUUCCAGUGUCAGUGUCAGCUGGGGUUUUUUGGGAAUGGUUUCUACUGCUCUCAGCAGGAAGAUCGACCGGAGCGUCUUAAAACUCGCUGUGAGCACCACAGAGACAGCGUAAAGACCACCAGUGCUGAUGGAUAUCCUAUAUGUGUGGACAGUAGAGGAGAGGAGAGAGCAGGAACCAGGACUCCACCUGGUGCAGCACCUGUAGACUGUGACAGACCAGAUGAGCGUCUCAAAACUCACUGUGAACACUACAGAGACAGCGUGAAGGCCACCAGUCCAGAUGGAAAUCCUAUAACUGGAGUCUAUGUACCACAGUGUGAUGCAGAAGGACAGUAUCUACCUCAGCAGUGCCAUGGCUCCACUGGCUAUUGUUGGUGUGUGGACAGUAGAGGAGAGGAGAGAGCAGGAACCAGGACUCCACCUGGUGCAGCACCUGUAGACUGUGACAGACCAGUUGCAGUGACUCCAACAGAACGCCCUGAGAGCAUGUGUGAGCGAUGGAGAGCCAGUUUGAUUGAGCACUAUGGUGGGAAACCUGGCCCACAGCAGUAUGUACCUCAGUGUGAGCCAGAUGGAGAGUUCAGUCCAGUCCAGUGUUACGGGGAGACCAACUACUGUUGGUGUGUGGACCAGAAUGGACGCAUGGUUCCCGGAACCAAAUCAGAUGAUGCUGUCAAACCUGCAUGCAUCUCGUCAGUGCCACCGCCUACGGUGCGUCCAACAUCCCGUCCAGAUGUCACCCCUCCCAUGAACACUGGCAUCACACUGCUGUACGCUCAGGGCCAGAAAAUAGGAGCGCUGCCUCUCAACGGGACCAGACUAGACGAAAGCCGAUCCAAAACACUAUUGGCUCUACAUGGUUCCAUAGUUGUUGGUAUAGCCUAUGACUGCAAGGAAAACCAAGUCUAUUGGACAGAUUUGUCUGCGAGAUCAAUCAACAGAGCUUCAAUGGUGUCUGGUGCUGAGCCUGAGGUUCUCAUUAACACAAAUCUCGUCAGUCCAGAAGGUUUGGCAGUGGAUGUCAAACGCCGGCUGAUGUUCUGGGUUGACUCUACUCCUGAUGUGAUUGAAAGAGCCAACUUGGACGGCAGUGGGAGGAGGACCCUGUUUGACACAGACUUGGUGAACCCCCGUGCAAUCAUAGUGGUUUCUUCCACCGGUACUCUGUAUUGGACAGACUGGAACAGAGAGGCCCCUAAGAUCGAGAGCUCAUCAGUGGAUGGUCAAAACCGCCAGGUGAUAGUGUCUGAUGGGAUUGGUUUGCCAAAUGCUCUAACAUAUGACUCUGCUUCUGAACAGAUCUGCUGGGCUGACGCAGGUACAAAGCGUCUAGAGUGUAUAUCCUCAGAUGGUUCAGGUCGAAGAGUAAUCCACGCCAACCUCAACUACCCAUUCAGCAUGGUCUACUACAGGAACCACUUCUAUUACACUGACUGGCGGAGGGAUGGUGUGAUUGCAGUGAACAAACACAGAAGUCUGUUCACUGAUGAGUACUUGCCUGAGCAGCGCUCUCAUUUGUAUGGCAUCACCGUAGCAACGACCCACUGCCUACCAGGGAGCCACUAACGACAGCCUGCACCCGCAGUGUGCUUUGGUGCUAAAGUUCUGAGGCGAUUCAUGGACAUAAGGCAGGUCCAGGCCCUCUGGUGUCCCUCUGGAAGAAGGACACUCAGCAGGGGGCAAAGAUGGCUUACGACAGCCAGAUCAGCAAUCAGAGCAAAUUUACACCCACUUCAACCCCAGUAUCUCACCUUAAUGUAACCCAAAGUAAAUGAUUUGUAAAUUUGUUUUAUACCUCAUUUUUAGUUUUUUUCUACUGUAUUUUUGUAUUGCUUGAGAUUUUUGUUUUUCUGUUGAAUAAAGGUGCAGAACAAUGAAAUCAGAUGUUAAAAUGCAUGGUUGUAGUUUUUGGGGGUUUAAUUGUACUUUAAAGCCAAAGAAGAAUAAUUUGAAGCUUUUCCUUUUGGGAAAACUAACAUCAAGCUGUUGGGUUUUUUUUUUAUAUAUCAACAAAUAACAUUGGCCAUUAAGUUGAGAAGUUACAGAUGCACUCAUAGUGGUCUCUGGUUAACAACAAGAACAACUGCACAUUAAAGGUGCAGUCUGGCUUUUUGGGGAAUACUUUUGGGGAAUAAUACUGCACUCACAUCUGUGAGCUAAAUACACAGACUAAGAAAAAACUGGAUAUAUGGACAAAAGUCCUUGCCACACAUUACACUUAAAGGAGUUGCUCAACCAUGGAAACCCAUGCCAUGAAGUUCCUAGCACACAGCUUUUUGUGCUGAUGUUAAUGACAGAGCAGGUUCGAAACUCAGCGGUAACUGAGUUAGCAGAUUUUGGCGACUUUUGCGCAAUUCGUGUCGCAGCACUUUAUGUGGUUUGAUAAUGUGUCCAAAUUGUAAUAAAACAACACUUAUGUCUUUGUUACACUGAAGCUAGUUCUGCCCAUAAAAUGCUAGCAUUAUGCUAAUGUCUGUUAAAGAUUUACAUCAGAAAAUGCUUGAUUGAUGUUAGACUUUAGGUACACUUUAGAAGUUGGUUGUUGGUGACUGUUAUUAGGAGACAUUGUCUGGCUACUGCUCCACCGAGCCCCUUUCAUUCUGGACUGUCUUGUAAACCGUCUGUAAGAAAUAACAGUUAAGAGAAUAAGAGCUCUGAGACAUUAAACUCUCAGCGUGCAAAGUCCUAGUUUCUCAGUCAGAUCUAUGCCAUGCUGUCUUACACCUUGGCAUUUCACUCAGGCUACGUCCACACGUACACGGGUAUUUUUGAAAACUGAGAUUUUCCGUUUUCGUUUUUUUUUUUUUUUUAAAUCCUGUCCACGCGUAAACGCAAAAACGAAGGACAACGCUGCUAGGAACAUGCCAAAACAAUAGGUGGUGAUAUAUUCCUAACCGUGUAGAAAUAUUGGCCAAUCAGAAGCCUAGAAGCCUGGGUGGGAAAGGGUAAACAAAGAUGGCGCAUAGAAGCAGAACUGAGUCCUAUGUGUGGCGGGACAUAAACUGUGUGUACUGUAUAUAUGUAAGCAUUUAAACAGUAAAAUUAACAGUAACAGUAUUUUGUCUAAGUCCACCAUUGUAGAAAUUUAUUUCACCGAAACAAUAACGUGGCGCACAGUGUGACGUCAAAAAA